AAUAGACAGAAUCCCGUGGUUUGUCUGUUCCCUUGGUCCGGGGAAGAUUGGAGGAAGUCACAAACUGACUUUACAGAUCUACAAGUUUCGUGUGAAUUUUGUGUUGCAGGUUAUAUUCUCUCUUUUGGGUGUGUUUCCUCUUCUCAAAUAGGGUUGUUUGUUGCUUUACUUCACAAUUGCUUAUAUGAUCUUUUUUUAGGUCGAGAUGCCCAUGUUGGAUUUGCCGUAAAAAAUAAUGGAAUCCCAGCAAUUCAGAAAUCAAGUUUCCUUGAGGCGAUUCUGGAGGUUUAGUGUCGGGCCACUUUUUGUGAUGCUCUGCUUCGACUUCUUAAGCAAUCCUUCCAGCAAUGACAAACAUGAAUGUUUAGGAAAUUUGCGAAACUAGAACCCAAAUCUAGGUUCUUGAAGGAGUAGUCGUAUGUAUUGUCCACCAC
Linum tenue is the source of this 434-nucleotide messenger RNA. Lineage: Eukaryota; Viridiplantae; Streptophyta; Magnoliopsida; Malpighiales; Linaceae. The record is from the annotation of a GenBank genome assembly.